Molecule: messenger RNA, 2325 nt
Organism: Acanthosepion pharaonis
Lineage: Eukaryota; Metazoa; Mollusca; Cephalopoda; Sepiida; Sepiidae
Source: the annotation of a GenBank genome assembly
AUGAUGUCUCGAGCCCAAGUGGUCCAUCGCCGGAUUUUCAUGACUAUUUUCAUAGUCAUUGGAUUUACGUUAGUGGAAAAUAUCGAUCAAGGUGAAAUUCGUGAAUCGUGUACCCUGCAGACGACAUGUGCUACAUGCAUUGGUGCAUCCACCAAGUGCACCUGGUGCUACGACAAUUUUUACUCAAAGCCAAGAUGCGAUCAGUUGGAAAGACACGUCAGUCAAAGAUGUAAUAAAAGCAAAAUUCUGAAUCCAUUACACAAAGUCGAUUUUCUUCAGGAUGAAUCUCUGUCGGAUUCAAACAAGAUCCUCAUAAAACCACAGAAAGUUCGGCUACAGAUUCGACCGCACGAGACUGCAAAUAUUCCUCUGAAGUUUUACACGACAAAAGACCAUGCUGUUGACAUGUAUUUUCUUAUGGACUUAUCCUACACAAUGCGGAAACACAUUGAAGAACUUUCCCGUGUUUCAAUGGAACUUGUUGAAAAUAUCAGGAAUUUGACCGGCUCCCUUCACGUUGGGAUUGGAUCUUUCGUCGAUAAACUCAUCCUUCCUUACGGGUUUUGUGAAACUGACAACUGUGAAUAUACAUUUAUGCAGAAAGUUAAAUUGACCAACAAAUUUGAAAUAUUUAAACAAACUGUUUCUAAACUUCAAAACAUGACAAUCUCUAAUUACGACGAUCCGGAAGGUGGACUUGAUGCACUCAUGCAAACUGUUGUUUGUGGAGACAAAAUCGGUUGGCGGAAAAAUUCUCGAAAGUUGAUUAUCUACUGCAGCGAUGCUCCAUUUCAUUUUGCAGGCGAUGGUCAGCUCGGAGGAGCCGUGGUGCCAAAUGACGGGAAAUGCCACAUGAAGAACAAUGUAUAUACAAAAGAAUAUUCACAGGAUUAUCCUUCCGUAGACCACAUCGCCCAAGUUAUUCAGAAGCACAAAGUUACUGUCAUAUUCGCUGUGGCUGGUCAACACUAUCAAGUGCUGUACCAUCUUCUCUCCCAAAGUCUGACUAGUUCAUACGUCAGUGAAUUGGGGAGCAAAAACAAUACCAUAGCCAACAUCGUCACAAUGGGAUACAAGAAUAUUACGUCCACUGUGGAAAUGAAAGCAGAUAAUCACGACUUCAAAGUUGAUUUCUAUACAAACUGCACCAAUGGACAAUGGAUCCAGUCAAAGAAAUGCAGUGGAAUAAAACUUGGAGAAGUGGUAGACUUCCGGGCUGUUAUCACCGCUCCAGAGUGUCCAAAAGGCAACCAAUCACAAAUUCAUAAAAUGAGUAUCUAUCCGGUCAGCUCGAAUGCUCAACUUGAAAUUGAAGUCGAACUCAUAUGCAAAUGUAAUUGCAACAAAACGGAGUCAAACAGUCCAACGUGUAACAAAAACGGAACGUUGGUUUGUGGGGAAUGUAUAUGUCAUGAUGGUUUCAGUGGUAAACAAUGCGAUUGCAACAAGGCAAACGAAGAUAUAGUCAACAACUGUGUCUUAGGAAAUAGCACAGACGAGUGCAUGGGGAGAGGUUCCUGUGAAUGUGGGAGGUGUCUUUGUCACAAUAUGGCCAGCAACAGAAAACAGUUUUACAGGGGCACUUAUUGUGAGUGCGAUGAUUAUUCUUGUCCCAACUACAAUGGGGCGUUAUGUGGAGGGCCUUCCCAUGGUUCUUGCGAAUGUGGUGUUUGUAAAUGCUCGUCGGAAUAUGAAGGAGAAGGCUGUCAAUGUUCCACCAGUCAGACAACUUGUAGGUCUAAAAAUAAUAAAAUUUGCAAUGGCCACGGGCAAUGUAAAUGUGGAGUUUGUAAAUGCGAUGAGAAUUCUGGCUUCAUCGGAGACACCUGCGAUAACUGUCCAUCUUGCAAUAACUGGUGUGAAAUCAACAAAAAAUGUGUCAAAUGUUGGUUGUCGAAAGAUGGCGGAAACAUGUUAGAAUGUCGUCGUAUGUGCAAAAUUCAACAUGUUUCGAUGGAAGAUAAAUUGAUGACUGACAAUUCACUAUACGAUGUCUUAACGGUAUGCAAAGUGGAGGUCGACAAGUGCAUCAUUCGGUAUCAGACGAUCAUCCAAAAUGAAACGGAACAACUUCUGAUUCUUAAAAAAAAGGAAUGUCCAGAAUCUAAGACAACUGUCUUGAUAAUUGGUAUCGUCAGUGGAAUUUUCCUUCUGGGAUUGUUAAUUCUAAUCAUAUGGAAAAUCGUCACGUCAAUUGUUGAUCAAAGGGAAAUGGCCCGUUUUAAAAAAGAGAGAUCAAAUGCAGUUUGGACAACUCAAAUGAAUCCGUUGUUUAUUAAACCAUCAACAACCUAUGAAAAUCCCACGUGGCUUUUGAAUGGAUGA